Messenger RNA from Bemisia tabaci, 1798 nucleotides. NCBI's taxonomy places the organism in Eukaryota, Metazoa, Arthropoda, Insecta, Hemiptera, Aleyrodidae. The record is from RefSeq and is a predicted model, not a curated record.
UCGAACAACCUACUUAAUUCCUCCUUAGUGAUGCGAUCGGGAUCGAUUAUCGCAUAAUCAAAACGAUUGUCAGAAUCUAGGAGUUUUUAGGGGAAACAAUUUUAAAUUUAAAAAUAUAAUUUUUUUAUUGAUAACUUUAAACCACCGUGAUUCUGCUUUAGUUUGAUAUUCCCUAUAACGUUUGUUUUGGUUCGUGCAACAAUCUCGUAUUUCCUGUGCUGAGGCAUUACGGGAUUGUAGUGUGUCUAUUGAACGUUGUGUUUCUUUAGUUCUUGUGACAUCAUUUGCGAGUUGCAUAUAAUUAUGCCAAAGCCUAAAAAAGCACUCUUUUUAUGAAAAACUGAAAAGUCGCGAGUGUUAAACUUUAAAUGCGGGGCGCUCCUUUGGUGUUGACCAAAAUAUUUGAACCUGUGUUUUUGCUUACUGCAUGCCGGUACCAGAGGUUAUUCAUUAGCUUGGAUAAAACUCCACUGUAAAAUGUUAAGGUAUUUGUGUCGUAAAACAUCUUUAGUUUGCCUCAACAAUUAUUUUGACUGAUGUAAUCAUUUAGUCUGAAUUUUAUGGCAUCAGACUCACAGCAGCAUGUCCAAAACGUUUAAAAAAUGUGAAGUUUCUCUCUUCCUAUUAAUUUGUGUAUUCUUCGGACCAGCAAGGGGCAUUGGAUGGCUGGCGUUGCAGGAGCUUGACACAGGAAACGAGACAGGCAGCCCGGACUGCGAAGUGGCGACUCACCUGCUCAAGGCACAGACAACUGACUUGGUGCAUCUUUGCGAAUCCUCGCCUGCGGAAAUGAUGGAGAUCGUGGAGGCGGCCAGGCUCACUGUCUCCUCCUGUCAGAACCUCUUCAAGCACAGGCGCUGGAACUGCUCCAGUAUUAGGCAGGCUGGAACCACCCCAGAUCUAUACACAGGAACCCGGGAACAGGCGAUGGUGUAUGCACUGAGUUCAGCGGCGCUCGUGUACACGUUGGCGCGGGCGUGUGCCGCAGGGACAACGCCGCAGUGUGGGUGCGCCCCCUUGCCACGGGGCCGGAGCCCCGCGGGCUUCCACUGGGGCGGUUGCGGGGACAACACUCGUCAUGCUGUCCGCAUUGCCCGCCGCGUCACUGAUCGCCACGAAAAGAAAAGGUAUCGGAAGAGGAACUCGGUGAACUAUCGACGUGGCAGGGAUAUGCCUGGCAGGGACAUGAUCGAGGAAUCGAUGAAUCAUGGAAUUAGACUUCUUUACGGGAGAGACCCACACGACGACACCACAUCCCAGCUUGUGGCCCUCGCCAACCUCCACAACAACAAAAUCGGUAGAAAAGCUUCGACAAAAAGUGUGACGACACAAUGCAAAUGUCAUGGGGUGUCCGGCUCCUGCAAUGUGAAGACGUGUUGGAAGGCGGUAUCCAGCGACUUUGAAGGCUCCGUUGGCCAAGCGUUACUUGGACACUACGCGCGCAGCGUGGAGAUCCGAGAACUUCCGAAAGGGCGGUCCAAAUCUCACCCCGAUGACGUCACGGAGCUCGUUUACGUCACUCGAUCUCCAGACUAUUGCGUCAGGGACGAUCGCACCGGCAGUCUGGGCACCUCUGGCAGGGAGUGCAAUGAGACAGCGGUCGACUCCUCUGGCUGCGGGAGGAUGUGUUGCGGCCGCGGCUACCGAUCGAGGGUCGUCGAACAUAUCUACAGAUGCCACUGCAAACAUAUCUGGUGCUGCCGUGUCAAGUGCAAAACCUGCACCGAACUCCAAACUAUCAAUACCUGUAUAUAGCUACACUCUGAAUUUUUAAUAAAAUCUACUUCCUCGUUCCGGA